Messenger RNA from Equus caballus (horse), 1718 nucleotides. Lineage: Eukaryota; Metazoa; Chordata; Mammalia; Perissodactyla; Equidae. The record is from RefSeq and is a predicted model, not a curated record.
UGUUUCUUCUCACUGUGCUUUCCAUCCCUUCAGUUAGUGAUUCUGUGUUUUUUUCCAGGAAGAAUUAUUGUUUUGUUAUUUUUCAAUGUAUUGAAGUGUGCUGUGAGUUAAGGGAAAGAGUUUGCCAUGAGCUGCUAGCGACUGACUCCUGUUUCGAAGGAAAUUUGUGGUUACCAUGAAGGAAAAUUUAAUCCAUCUUGCCCCAGUGCGUUUGUUCUCCUGAGAGCCAGGUAAACUACAUUUGACUGUUCCCCUAGGAUUAUGUCACCCACCAAGGUAACUUUCUGUUUCAGUAGGUGAUGUUAAGAAACAGAACAACACCCUCUAAGUUAAUCAGUUUUGGAAAAUAGAGACAGGCUUUCUAUCCCAGGGCUUUGAUGUAUUCAGUGGUUCCUGUAAGGAUCUGCCUCUCUUUUGUCUUGAUUGACAAGACCUUUCCUAUAUAUUUGAGCAAUCAAGCAGCCCAGUAACAGAGGGUAGACGUUUACCCAGAGCAAACUUGUACCACUCAUUGUGACUUUCUGAAGUCUUGGGUGAGAGUUUUAGCUCUAAAAGAAGAGUUAGCUCCAGCAAGAUCAGGUAAGUGUUUCUCCAUACUUGUAACUUCAGUCCAUGCGAGGGGAGGUCUACUUUUGGUGUUACUCAUGUUUUGCAUUUAUUUUGAAGAGACCAUUGGAACAAACUUCUUUAACACACAAGUCAAGUCUAGCAGUUGGGUCACGGUAAGGAAGAGUCUGAGAAUGCCCUUGAAGGGUUGGGUGUCUAAGGAGAACAAUGGGUCCAUGGAAUCCAUACUGGAGCCACUUAGAGAGAUUUUGAGCACUGUGUUGGAGUUGUGGGCAUUUACAAUUUCUUGGCUCAUUUCUCCUGAAAUGCUAAGAGCAAGGUCACUUUGAUAGUGAACAAUACAUUGUGGGCUGCCCCAUGGCAGGCAGCUGUAUCUGUUGAUAAACUCUCUUUCCCUUCCUUCUGCAGAGAAACAGCAUGAAGCUGGCAUACCUUUUCCUUGGCCCCAUGGCCCUGCUCCUCUUGGCUGGUUGUGGCUGUGUCCUCGGCACCUACAGCGGGGACCUGCGCACCUUUGUGGGCUGUGCUGUGAGAGAGUUUACCUUCCUUGCCAAGAAGCCGGGCUGCAGGGGCCUUCGGAUCACCACAGAUGCCUGCUGGGGCCGCUGUGAGACCUGGGAGAAGCCCAUUCUGGAACCUCCCUACAUCGAAGCCCAUCAUCGAGUCUGUACCUACAAUGAGACCAAACAGGUGACAGUCAAGCUGCCCAACUGUGCCCCGGGAGUCGACCCCUUCUACACCUACCCUGUGGCUGUCCGCUGUGACUGCGGGGCCUGCUCCACUGCCACCACGGAGUGCGAGACCAUCUGAAGCCGGCGCGAACACAGCUGGUGGCCAUGAGUCUCGCGGACCCACCUGCACGGGCAGCACAGCAGCUACAGCCCAUGAUUCAAGGACCGUGUAAUUCUGGCCACGCCUGUGGAGGAGGUUCCCUGUGCCCCAUAGGUCCUGCUCAGGCCCAAGGCCCAGAGGCAGCAUACUUACGCUAAAAAUGCGAAACAAUGUUUGUGCCUGCGCUGAAAUAAAGUCUCUGUUUCACACACCUGCAAAUUAAUUUUUCGUUACUUUGAAUCUCAGAACAUAAUUUGUAUAUCAUAAUCCUCCUCCAGUUUGGAUUUAUAAUAUGGCAAUGGUACAAAUGCAUUAGGUGU